AUGGCGAUGUGGUAUUCCCUAGGAGUGGCGCUUUUCGCUGCUAUCGGUACUUUCCUUUUUGGGUUUGAUACCGGAAUUGCGACGACAACAAUCGCCCACCAAAGCUGGAUCGACUACAUGGACAAGCCCUCCGAGGGCCUAACCGGCGCCGUUGUCGCAGUCUACAUCGCCGGCGAAGCCGGCGGCGCCCUAACCCAAACCUUCAUCGGCGACAAACUCGGCCGCAUCCGCUUCAUGCAACUAAUGUGCAUAAUCGUGACAAUCGGCACCGUAAUCCAAACCGCAUCCGUCAACAUUGGGAUGUUCCUCGCCGGUCGAGUACUAGCCGGCUACGCCGUGGGUGGAAUGGUCGCAACAGUCCCCAUCUACCUAAGCGAAAUCUCCGACCCGCGGAUUAGAGGACUCAUCGGGGGCAUUUCAGGGUGCGGCAUCUCCUUCGGGACCAUGAUGUCGAACUGGGUCGGGUACGCGUGCAGCUACGCGCCAUACGGUCCUGUGCAGUGGAGACUUCCACUGGGGAUCCAAAUCCCCUGGGGUGUUAUUAUGUUUGUGGGGUUGGCGACGUUUAUGCCGCAUUCGCCCCGGCAGUUGAUUCGCUCCGGAAAGGUGGAGAUGGCGGCAGCUGAGUUUAGACGGAUUAGGCGCGGAUUUGAGGAGUUAGAGGUGCAGGAGGAAUUUGCGGUUAUGAAGGCGCAGAUUGAGUAUGAGAUGGAGAGGGAGAUCACCUCGUAUAGGGAGAUUUUUAGGUUGUUUCGGUCCCGGGUUCUUGUGUCGAUUGCCGUGCAGACCAUGACUAGUCUCACGGGCGUGAAUGUGAUUCAGUACUACCAAACAAUCCUCUAUAAAUCCCUCGGCAUCCCCUCACACACCAUCCUCGCCCUCGCCGCCGUCUACGGCACCAUCGCGUUCAUCUCCAACUCGCUGACAACGAAGUACAUGACCGAUCAGUGGGGCCGACGCAAAAUGCUAAUCACCGGAUUGGCGGGCAUCGUACUCAUCGAGAUCUACGCAGCCGUUAUGCAGCGCGAAUUCCAAUAUACCGAUAAUCGGGUCGGGAAGGGAUUUGCCAUCCUCGGCAUAUAUCUUUUUGUUGUUUGUUACUAUGGUAUGCUGAAUAGUACAACAUGGUUAUACGGCGCCGAGGUCCUACCCAUUGCAUUGCGGAGUAAGGUUAUGGGACUUGCCGCUGCGUCGCAUUUUAUUGUUAAUGUUGCGAUCACCGAAGCCGGACCAAGUGCAUUUGCGAAUAUUCACGAGAACUACUACUACGUCUUCGUCGCGUGCUCGGCCUUUUUCUUGGUCAUUGCCUACUUUUUCUUCCCGGAAACCAAGCAAAAGACACUGGAAGAAGUCGCCGCCGCGUUUGGCGACCGUGUCGUUGUUGCUGAUGAGGGUUCCAAGGGGCUUUCUGUUGUCGGUGAGACGCAGCAUCUUGAGUCGGCCAAGGCGACGAAGGCGACGGAG
Molecule: messenger RNA, 1464 nt
Organism: Penicillium argentinense
Lineage: Eukaryota; Fungi; Ascomycota; Eurotiomycetes; Eurotiales; Aspergillaceae
Gene: hxt8
Exons: 11
Biological process (GO): carbohydrate transport; transmembrane transport
Cellular component (GO): membrane
Molecular function (GO): carbohydrate:proton symporter activity
Source: RefSeq, a predicted model, not a curated record